Messenger RNA from Pediculus humanus corporis (human body louse), 1719 nucleotides. Its product is annotated as Acetylcholine receptor protein subunit alpha-L1 precursor, putative. Gene Ontology annotation, molecular function: transmembrane signaling receptor activity; acetylcholine-gated monoatomic cation-selective channel activity. Lineage: Eukaryota; Metazoa; Arthropoda; Insecta; Psocodea; Pediculidae. The transcript is spliced from 10 exons. Gene Ontology annotation, biological process: regulation of membrane potential; nervous system process; chemical synaptic transmission. The coding region runs from base 1 to 1719 and encodes 572 amino acids. The record is from RefSeq and is a predicted model, not a curated record. Gene Ontology annotation, cellular component: postsynaptic membrane; synapse; neuron projection.
AUGGAAAAUGAUGCUGCUGAUGCUGAUGCUGCCGCCGCUGCCGAGGAAACGAAGGGGAAAAAAGUGAAAUGUAAUCAGCUUAAAAUGAUCGUGAAAACAAUAAUAUUUUCACUUUUUUUUGUAAUAAAAAUUCUCGCGAAUCCAGAUGCGAAAAGGUUAUACGAUGAUCUAUUAAGUAAUUAUAAUAGGUUAAUAAGGCCCGUUAGUAAUAAUACAGAUACAGUUUUAGUUAAAUUAGGCUUAAGAUUAUCACAAUUGAUCGAUUUGAAUUUAAAAGAUCAAAUUUUAACGACAAACGUUUGGCUCGAACACGAAUGGGUGGAUCACAAAUUUCGAUGGGAUCCCGCGGAAUAUGGUGGAGUGACAGAACUUUAUGUUCCAUCCGAACAUAUUUGGCUUCCGGAUAUUGUUUUGUAUAAUAAUGCUGAUGGAGAGUAUGUUGUGACGACAAUGACGAAAGCAAUUUUGCAUCAUACUGGAAAAGUUGUUUGGACACCUCCAGCCAUAUUUAAAUCAUCUUGUGAGAUUGACGUUAGAUAUUUUCCUUUCGAUCAACAAACUUGUUUCAUGAAAUUUGGCUCGUGGACUUAUGAUGGAGACCAAAUUGAUUUAAAGCACAUAGAUCAAAAAGUUGGAGAAGAUAAAGUAGAAAUAGGUAUUAAUUUAAAACAAUAUUAUCCGAGUGUCGAAUGGGAUAUUUUGGGUGUUCCAGCAGAAAGGCAUGCCAAAUAUUAUCCCUGUUGUGCGGAGCCUUAUCCAGACAUAUUUUUUAACAUAACCCUUCGUCGGAAAACUCUCUUUUACACGGUUAAUUUAAUCGUACCAUGCGUGGGAAUUUCAUAUUUAUCAGUUUUAGUUUUUUAUCUGCCAGCAGAUUCGGGUGAAAAAAUAGCUUUGUGCAUUUCAAUCCUUUUAUCACAAACAAUGUUUUUCUUACUUAUAUCAGAAAUAAUACCUUCGACUUCACUCGCACUUCCCCUACUCGGAAAAUAUCUUCUUUUUACAAUGAUACUCGUUGGUCUUUCCGUCGUUAUAACAAUCAUGGUACUUAACGUUCACUAUAGAAAACCGAGUACGCAUAAAAUGGCUCCUUGGAUGCGAAAAAUUUUUAUUAGAAAAUUACCUAAGCUACUAUUGAUGAGAGUACCUGAGCAAUUAUUAGCCGAUAUGGCAUUUAAUAGAAGGCUAAUGCGUGCGAAAAAUAGCAAAUUACAUGCAGCCGCAGCAGCUCAUGCGGCUGCUUCAAGCUCUGCAGCUUCUUCUCCAGAAUCCGUCAGGAGAUUGGGUGGCUGUAACGGUCUUUAUACAAACGCUUCCAACACGACUAGUGCCACGUUGCGUUUCAGCAAUCUCAUGGGUGCACUUUCUGGAAUAUCUGGUUAUAACGGUCUUCCCAGUGUUGUCGGAUUAGAUGGAAGCUUAAGUGAUGUUGCGGGUAAAAAAAAAUAUCCAUUCGAAUUAGAAAAAGCCAUUCAUAACGUAAUGUUUAUACAGAAUCAUAUGCGGAGGCAGGACGAAUUUGACGCGGAAGAUCAAGAUUGGGGAUUCGUUGCUAUGGUUCUCGAUAGAUUAUUUCUUUGUAUUUUUACAAUCGCGUCAAUCGUUGGCACUUUUGCCAUACUUUGUGAAGCUCCUGCUUUGUAUGACGAUACAAAGCCUAUAGAUAUUGACCUUUCACUUAUUGUUCGUAAUCAGUAUCUUCCUGAUCUUGACAAUUAA